This is a messenger RNA of Anolis sagrei ordinatus, 3032 nucleotides long. Lineage: Eukaryota; Metazoa; Chordata; Lepidosauria; Squamata; Anolidae. The record is from RefSeq and is a predicted model, not a curated record.
GUUCCAAGAUGGCGCCUCCUGAGGAGAGUGGUGAGGCCUCUGAGGAGUCUGAGCACGCUUGCGGCCUUCUGCGCGGCCUGGGCCUCCUGAGGGCGGAGCGGGCGCUGCUGGACGUGACCCUCUUGGCCGGGGGAGCCGAGUUCGGGGCGCACCGGGCGGUGCUGGCGGCCUCCUCGGGCUACUUCCGCGCCAUGUUCGGGGGAGGCCUCUUGGAGGCCCGGGCGAGGCGGGUGAGGCUGCACGGGGUGGAGGGAGAGUGCUUGGGCCGCCUGCUGGACUUCGCCUACUCGGGGAGAGUGUCCUCCUUGGGCCUGGACGACGAAGACGAGGACGAGGAGGCGUGCCUGGAGAGCCUGGCGGGGCGCUUGCUGAGGGCGGCGGAUCUCCUCCAGUUCCCGGCGGUGAAGGCGGCCUGCGCGGAGUGGAUCGCGGCCCGGCUGGACCCCUCCACGGCGCUGGAGACGGAGGACUUCGCGGAGACCUUCUCCUGCCCGGACUUGGCCGCCGCGGCACGGCGGUGCGUCUUGCGUCACGCCGCAGAGGAUGACGACGAGGAUGUGAUGUCGUCCUCCUCCUCCUCGAGGGGCCACCACGAAGUGGGCCCUGCCACCACCGAAGCCUCGGCCUUGACGUCCGCGAUGUGCCGCCUCCCGCUGUCCCGCUUUGUCUCCUACCUCGGCGCCGACGCCCUGCACGUGCGCAAGGAGGAGGCGGCCUUCUCGCUGGCGCUGCGCUGGGUGCGCUCCGACCCGCUCUUCCGCGCCCCGCUCCUCCCGCAGCUGCUCUGCCACGUCCGGCUGCCCUUCGUGCGCCGCUUCGCCCUGCUGGCCCGUGUGGAGGCCGCCCCGGAGGUGGCGCGCUCCCCCGCCUGCCGCCCCUUGCUGGCCGAGGCACGGCUCUUCCAAUCCGGACGGCUGGACCGACACGACCGCGGCCCCUGCGCCCGCCUCCGCCCCCGGCCCUCCACCGGCUUGGCUGAGGUGCUCGUCACCCUGGGAGGAUGCGACCGAGACUGCGAUGAGCUGGCCGCUGUGGACGCCCUGCUGCCCAAGAGCAAGACCUGGCGCUACCUGGCCGAGUUCCCCGAGCGCCUCGGCGGAGGGUACGCGGCCGUCGCACGUGGGAACGACAUUUACGUCACCGGGGGCUCAGAUGGCUCCCGCCUCUACGACAGCACCUGGCGCUACAACUCGGCCGUGAACGAGUGGACGGAGGUCUCGCCGAUGCUGAAGGCCCGGGAGUACCACAGUGCAGCGGUGCUGGACGGCCUGCUGUACGUGGUGGCGGCCGACAGCACUGAGCGCUACGACCCGGAGCUGGACGCCUGGGAGGCCCUGCGCCCCAUGCCCUUCCCCAUGGACAACUGCUCGGCCAGCGCCUGCCGGGGGAAGCUCUACGCCACAGGGUCCCUGGCCGGGAAGGAGGCCAUGGUCAUGCAGUGCUACAACCCCGAGGCCGACCUCUGGAGCAUGGUCAACUGCGGGCAGACGCCCCCCUGGUCCUUCGCCCCCAAGUCGGCCACCCUCAGCGGGAUGAUUGGCACCUUUGUGGCUCGAGGUGGGGUAUCAACACCAUUCCAACACCUUUGCUUUCCUCUCCACAGAGAUGACUCCGCUGAAGUGGACGUCUACAACCCGGCCAAGAACGAAUGGGACAAAAUUCCCCCCAUGCUCCAGGUUCACGUCGGGGGCAGCUUAGCAGUGCUCGGGGGCAAGCUGUACGUCUCGGGGGGCUACGACAACACCUUUGAGCUGUCCGGGCUAGUGGAGUCGUACGACCCGGAAACCCGGAAAUGGAGUGCCGCGGCCCAGCUGCCGGAGCCCAUCUUCUGGCACAGCAGCGUCAGCAUCUUCCGGCAGUUUUUGCCCGGCAGCCUGGACGAGGAGGAGGACGGCGGGGAGGAAGAGGCCCCCCUGGACAACGCCGCCAGCCUCCAGCGCCAGCAUCGCCAGAACCUCCACAGCCGGAAUCUGAACGAGUUGCGUUAACAGGAUUCAGGAGGAGGAGGGAGAGAUCCCAUCCACUUUUCUUGCGUGGCAAACCAGAGAAGAAGCGCCAUUCGCUUCUGGGAUUUGGGGGUCCUUCAGCCUUGCAACCUCAGAAACCUUCCUCCAGUGUCUGCCUUGUAGGAAUCGCAGAUGCCGAACAUCAUCGCAAUCCUUAGAGGACGGAUUAUUCCGGAGCACCAGACUGUAAACAGAUGGAAAAGCUCCCCAAAGGCCUCAUUGGGAGGAGAGGGUCCCCAAACUCUCCUUCUCGGCAAAGGAUCCCUUAGAUCUGGGGAUCGUUUGGUCCUCGAAACUCAAAAGUUAUUGUGUUGUUAUAGGAGUAGCAGAUCUAUGCAGAUGCGUGUUGUAAUAGAACAGGAAGCUGACUGUGCUCGCCUGUGUCCCGUUGCUCAACCUGGGGGUCGCGACCCCUGCAGGGGUCAUGAAGGGGUGUGAGAGGGGUCGCCAAAGACCAUCAGAAAACACGGUAUUUUCUCUUGGUCAUGGGGGGGUUCCGUGUGGGAAGUUUGGCGCACUUCUAUCAUUGGUGAGGUUCAAGGGGCUCUUUGAUUGUAGGUGAACUAUGAAUCCCAGCAACUACAACUCCCAAGUGUCAAGGUCUAUUUUCCUCAAACUCCUCCUGUGUUCACAUUUGGGCAUAUUGAGUAUUUGUGCCAAGUUUGGUCCAGAUCCAUCCUUCUUUGAGUCCAGUGCUCUCUGGAUGUAGGUGAACUACAACUCCCAAACUCAUGUCAAUGCCCGCCAAGCCCUUCCAGUGUUUUCUGCUGGUCAGGGGAGUUGUGUGUGGCAAGUUUGGUUCAAUUCCAUUGUUGGUGGAAUUCAGUGGACUCAAACAAGCAAGACCUUACCCUUCAAGAGCCAUUACUCACCCCACAGAGUUCAAGGAUGGCAAAGCCAGCGGACCGGAUGGGACCAAACUCUACACGAAUACUCAAUAUGCCCAAAUGUAAACACUGGUGGGGUAUGUGGGAAAUAGAAUCUUGACAUUUGGGGGUUGUAGUUGCUGGGAUUUAUAGUUCACCU